AUGUCAAUCGAAAAAAAACAAACAAGGAGCCGUUUCUUUGUGUCUAUAUGCUUCGACCAGGGGACGAAGCCCUCGGGGGCCUUCCCGCUUUUUGGAGAAUUGCUGGCAGAAAGAAAAUGUGGGCAAAGGCCACGGUGUGUGUCUUCGAAUUAUGUUUUUCUGCUUUGCCUGCUUCUAACUUUUUGCCCGCUUCAGUUGUUCCCCGUUUCCGGUACUCGAAGUGAUCCCCCUCGCAAUACGGAAGGCCAUGUACGCGGUACCCCUUCUGCUGUUGUUUCUUCUGCUUGCAACACGCAUUCAGAGGAUACCACACCGACGGAGACAUCUUCUCAUCCCUCUUCUCAAACACAAGGGGCAGCAACUGAUGCGCUUCGCGUCCUUCCUGCUCGAACCCUCGCAGCAAUCUCUUUGCCUCUCUCUCAGACAAAAAAUGAGGGAGUUCGUGUACUCUCGGGGUUGCCUCUCGGCAGUCCAGUCCCUCUCGAAGCUCCAAGCAACCGCGUCGUUCCUUUCCCUUGCAUUGGUGGCUCCGAUCUGCGGUCUCUCAGCCCGGAGCAACGUCCUGCUGAGUUGCUUGCGGCGAGCGAGAACUCCACUUCCGUGCCACAACGAGCGGAUGCAAAGACACGCACUUCCGUCUUUUCACCGGGACGCAGUCGGACCUCCGCCACGAGACGCACCGGGAGGGCGGACGACUCGGAAAACAUCUCGAUACUUGGGCGCGUCGGCCAAAACGCGGAGAUAAACGGCGAGUACGCGCUCGAAGACGGCCAAAGGAACCGGGGCGAAAAAGCAAGCGAACGGCCGGUCUACCGAAAGAAGCAGAUGCCCAUUUCCCCUCAGAUAGCCUCUGCUGCCUCUCAGGCAGGCGAACGCGCGGGAGCGACCGCGUCGUCGCCUUUGUAUUUGUUUCACGUCGAGUCGUCCGAGUCCGCGACUCCCGCAUUCUGGGCAGUGGGGGAGGUCCCUGGCGUCAACGAACGAAUCCGAGCCUUCGUUUUGAGUGAUGCAGAUACACCCGACAAAGCCGAGGGCGAGUGGAUGGUCUUUGAGAAGUCCGUCGCGCUGUCUGCCCCUCGUCCCGAGGAGCCGCCAGCUAUCACCACGUCCUUCCAUGCGGAUCCGUACGUCGUCGCAGUUCGUGUUUCGUGCCACAACGGCGCACGAGAUGGCGGCGAAACCGGACUGGACUGUGGAGGUGAAACGUGCGAGUCCUGCGACCAGUUCAGAAGCUGUCGACUCCCUGGCGUCCUCCCUGCAGGGGGCUACGCACUCGGAGACUGCCCCAGAAACGGCAGACUUGCUCACGGAGAGGCCUGUACGUACAAAUGCCCGCUGGGAUGGCGAGAGAAGGGCGCGUUAGGGCGCAUUUGCUACGACGGAACCGUGUUAGAGAUCCGCCGGGGCGCGGGCUGCGAGCGGGCAUUCGAUUUGCCGGAAAACGCGACACAGAACUGCCAGUUCCUCCUCCUCGAAGGCGCGCCAGAACUUCAGCAAAAGUGCAACGGACUCUUCAUCAGCCACAUUGUCACCGGCAUGAGUGGCCAGCAGGCGGUGUUCUGGCAGAAAGAUGUCCGCGGGGACCUCGUCCAGCUCUACUGGGACGACGGAUACUGGAUAUGCGGGUCAUUUGAAAAAGACGAAGAAUACGGAUAUCUGCCAGAUAUGACGCCCGAAAGGCUUAUUCAAGCUCGUUCCAUUCAUCUCCUCUCGUCCGAAGCCGUCUGGUCGAAUGCAGCAGGUCCGCAAGCGUCGACCGCACCUGCUUCGCUUCACUGUGUAGAUCCCCUCCAGCCCCUCCAGCAUACUCAAGAAGGCGGCCGAUGCCCCACCUUCUUCUUCUCUGGUUGGUCGAGUCCAGGAUUAGAUGGCUACUGGCACGAGCUCUUUCCCCCUUCUGCAGACGGCAGGCCUCGGUUUAUAAACGAAGAACUGCUUUUGAUCCAUUGGACGCCUCUCGGAUACUGGGUUGUCGGCGUGCCGGACGACGAUACCAUAGCCAUCGCGCUGUCCUUCUCCCCGAGCAAAUUUCCCGCUCCCAAUGGAUGGAGGAUUUGGAACGCCAAGACAGGUCUCUGGGAAGAAGAAGAAAGUGUGCGCGCCCGCUGUGUCCCGACGGAUGACCGUGAGAGCGGAGACACUGAUCCUCGAAGGGGUGGAAACAGCCCGCGUCAAAAUUACACAAGUACUCGAAAUAGCCACUAUGGGUUUCCUGCGCCACUCCUCGAUAUCUCACCUUCUCCCGGUCUCCAUUCGCCUUUUCCCCAUGGUGGCCACGGAACCAGUCAAACCCGCAGUGGGCUCCUAGAAGGCUUGAUCUCUCCAGAAGAAGGCGACCUUCGGCUCCGAGAAGAAGGACGUACACUGCAGGCGCUUCAUCUUCCCAAGAGGCGCGCAUGCCCUCACCUUCGUCUCGAGGGAGGCGUCGGUUUGGGCGCACGCUGCAACGGCGUGUGGUCACGGCGUGUUUACUCCCGGGGGAGAAGCAACGGAAGAGCUGCGAGUCGCGGGUCUUACGAUGUCGGCAGUCCGGCUGACGGCGGAAACCCCGAGAGUGAGGACGCAGACGAGUAUUACCUUUUCAAACUAUCCAUAGACAGCCGCGUUAUGUAUCUGUACAAGUCCGACGACCAGUGGCGAUGCACGGCAGACGGGAACACCAUGUUAGGUUUCUCUAACAAAAAUGUGACUCUCCACAGCUCGUUGCAAGAGAAGGAGAAUCCCGGAAACGCGCGGACAAACUUCGAUGAACUGCAUUCUGGAGAGGCGCACAGUGAAGAAGGAAACUGGCUAGAAGGGCUGCGCUAUGUGUCUGGACCGUGGAAACUCUCUUGUCUCGACGAAGAUGGUAAAACAUAA
Molecule: messenger RNA, 2859 nt
Organism: Neospora caninum
Lineage: Eukaryota; Apicomplexa; Conoidasida; Eucoccidiorida; Sarcocystidae
Product: Large protein with signal peptide. cysteine-rich,threonine-rich, possible mucin, related
Exons: 2
Coding region: 1-2859 (952 amino acids)
Source: RefSeq, a predicted model, not a curated record